AUGUAUCUGACUCUGCUUGAAGAGUCAAUGGGAUGCGUGCUAGGGCAACACGAUGAAACUGGUCAGAAAGAAUAUGCUAUUUACUAUAUGAGUAAAACGUUUAUCGAUUAUGAAACUAAAUAUUCACUCUUGGAGAAUACUUGUUGCGCUCUAGCAUGGGUCUCUCGUCGUCUGAGGCAGUAUAUGAUCUGCUAUACUACUUUGUUGAUCUCGAAAGUGGAUCCAAUAAAGUACAUAUUCGAAAAACUUGCCUUGACUGGAAGACUUGCCUGUUGGCAGAUGCAUUUGUCGGAGUAUGACAUCCAGUAUGUAACCCAUAAGGAUAUCAAGGGAAGUGUGUUGGCAGAGUACCUUGCUCAUCAAUCAGUUGAAGAUUAUCAGCCAUUGAAAUUUGACUUUCCUGACGAGGAUAUUAUGGUGAUAAAAGAUUGUGAGAUCCCAGGCCCUAAGGAAGGACCCGAACUGGGAUCUCGAUGGAAGCUAGCGUUUGAUGGUUCCUCCAACUACAGUGGUCAUGGUGUGGGAGUUGUUCUGAUGAAUCUAAAAGGUGGUUAUACCCCCCUUUCACUGCAAGGUUGUGCUUUGAUUAUACAAGCAAUGUCGUAG
This is a messenger RNA of Lathyrus oleraceus (garden pea), 606 nucleotides long. RefSeq lists its product as uncharacterized. The transcript has a single exon. The coding region runs from base 1 to 606 and encodes 201 amino acids. The record is from RefSeq and is a predicted model, not a curated record. NCBI's taxonomy places the organism in Eukaryota, Viridiplantae, Streptophyta, Magnoliopsida, Fabales, Fabaceae.